Molecule: messenger RNA, 1798 nt
Organism: Ipomoea nil (Japanese morning glory)
Lineage: Eukaryota; Viridiplantae; Streptophyta; Magnoliopsida; Solanales; Convolvulaceae
Product: probable WRKY transcription factor 3
Exons: 5
Coding region: 184-1533 (449 amino acids)
Biological process (GO): regulation of DNA-templated transcription
Molecular function (GO): sequence-specific DNA binding; DNA-binding transcription factor activity
Source: RefSeq, a predicted model, not a curated record
AAGAAAAGCUCUCCCCAUUUCGGUAUCUGCAGCGUGGACUUUUGGCUGAAAGUUUUCAGAUCCUCAGCACAACACAACGAAGAAACCGCUUAGCUUUCAGAGCACAUAUUUCAGGCACGAAAAAGGAAGAAGAAGAAGAUGAAUUUGGUGUAUGUGAAAGUCAGAGAGAAGUGAGCGGAAUCAAUGGCGGAGAAUCAUGCGGGACGAGCGUCGACGUCUUCGUCGUUGAGGUCGGCUUCGGCGCGGCCGACUAUUACCUUGCCGGCGCUGAGUCCGAUGGACGGUCUGUUCACCGGCGGGGUGAGUCCAGGACCGAUGACUCUAGUGUCGAGUUUGUUCGCGGAGAAUGAUCAGGAGUCUGAGUGCCGCUCGUUUUCUCAGCUGCUGGCCGGUGCCAUGGCUUUUCCCGGAGUUCGGCCGCAACUGCCGGCCACGGCGGCGGUGCAUGCUAAUUCAAAGGAGGAGGAGGGUGGUGGAGAUGUUGAUUUUAGUUUCAGGAAUAACCGCCCGGCCGGUUUGGCAAUAACUCAACCGUCAAUAUUUACUAUACCGCCCGGUUUCAGCCCUGCCAGUUUGCUGGAUUCUCCUGGCCAGGGCCAUUUUGGAAUCUCUCAUCAGCAAGCACUUGCUCAGCUUACGAGUCAACCUCGCAUUUUAUCUGACCAUCCAUCUUCAUCUUUGCCUCCUGCACCCCAGUUUUUAGAUCCUAACAGCAUUAAAGAAUCAUCUAAUGUCUCAGAUAAUAUAUCAGAACCUUAUUCUUUUCCUGUUGACAAGCCUGCUGAUGAUGGUUACAACUGGAGAAAGUAUGGGCAGAAACCCAUCAAGGGGAGUGAGUUUCCCAGAAGUUAUUACAAGUGUACUCAUCCAAAUUGUCCAGUGAAGAAGAAGGUUGAGCGUUCUCUGGAUGGUCAGAUAACCGAGAUUAUAUACAAGGGCAAGCACAACCAUCAGCCACCUCAACCCCGAAAGGGGGCCAAGGAUACUGGAAAUCAAAAUGGCCUUCAAGUCAGCUCUGAACUGAAUCUCAUGGAUGGAGUUGCCUUUCAAUCAUUACCAAUGAAGGACCUCGCUACUAAAGAAAACAUGUCUGGAUCAAGUGAAAGUGAUAAGUUGGGUGAUGAUGAUGAACGUGAAUCAAAGCGUAGGGCCACAGAAGGGCAGAUCCCAGAGCCAGUAACAUCACAUCGGACAGUGACAGAACCAAAGAUCGUCGUUCAGACUACUAGUGAAGUUGAUCUUUUAGAAGACGGAUAUAGGUGGAGAAAAUAUGGGCAGAAAGUUGUUAAAGGGAACCCUUUUCCAAGAAGCUACUAUAAAUGUACCACUCCUGAAUGCAACGUGCGAAAGCACGUCGAAAGGCUUGCAAGUGAUCCAAAAGCUGUCAUAACAACGUACGAGGGCAAGCAUAACCAUGACGUACCAGCAGCUAGAAAUAGCAGCCACAACACAAUCAAUAAUGCUUCCGCGUUACAGCUGAGGCAGCACAACCCUGCUGCACUCCUGCAAUUCAAGGAAGAACAAAUUACAUGAUACCUGUGGUCUGUGGAGGCUGCAAAGUGAACAAAGUAAAUUAUUUACCAUUAAGCAAAGUCAAAGAUGAAAGUCUUUUUGGGAUAGAUCCUUUUGUCAUGAUAUAGAGACAAGUUUUAAUUUAUUCAGCUAUAAAUUAUAGAGGGGUGGGGUGGGGGUGAAAUGCAUACAUUGAUUAAUAGAAACAGUAGUUUAGAGAGGUUGGAAGGAAUAGGAAGGGUUGUGAAUCCUCUCAAGAUAUGCAAUUUGCAAUGUUGUUAUAUAU